CGGCAACAGGUGUACUAGACACACACAGAGGUAAACUGUUUGAGAAAGAGAAAGAGUCAGUGGAGAGAAGAGAGCCACUCCGGGGCUGUACAUAUAUGCGGACAUAAGAACACUCCUCCUACAAUUGUGGAUUACAAUUCAGUGGCACAUUGCCUGAUCCUGUUGAAGAACCUGGACUUUAUUUUCUCCUGAUUCUAAACCAGCCUCACCAUGGCAACCUCCAGUGAGCUCAGUCGGAUCCUGAACAACGCAAACGGCGCGGUGUACCCCACCGAGCUGCUUCCCCUGCCACCCAUGCUGCACACAGUGACCUUCCCUGCCUCUGGCAUCAACAAGACAGCCCAGCUCACGGACCUGUCAUGUGGACACAUGCUGGGUCCUUGGCAGCAGGUGAACCCUGUUUACUGGACCAAGAAGAACGUCCUGGACUGGAUCGAGUACCACGUGGAAGACAGCAAGUACGACGCCAGCCUGCUCAACAUGGACUACUGCUACAUAGAUGGUGUCAGUCUUUGCCAGCUGUCCCGUGAGGCGUUUCUCAACAUGUAUGGCGACCUGGGAGAGAGGCUGUACCAGAAUCUGGAGCGCCUCAGGCUCAAGCAUGAUAUACCCUGUGACCUGUCAGAUCCUUUAAACGAAACCUACACCCUUCUGACAGACUUCCUGGGCAACUUACCACAGAUCCCCACCUUCCUGAACGAUGAUGGCUUUGGACUCCUGGACACUGUGGUCGUGGGUUGUGCAGACAUCAAGAAAGAGAGGGAUUCCUGCAAUUACUUCUCUGGAUUCAGUGGUGACAUGACUGCCCUGAGCGAUGGUUAUGAGUCUGGCUCUUCCAUGUCUGACAGCCAUCACAGUUCCCCCAUGGGGAGCUUAAUGAACCCCAGCUCUCCAGAAUCCACUGGAAGUGAAUCAGAUCCAGAGUACAUGGAGAAGCAAUUCUCCAUCAACAAGAGCUUUGUGAAACAGGAACGUGGUGUGCAGAAGAGAGGAAGAGGAAGACCCCCAAAGAUCAACAGAGGCAGUGACCACUACCUGGAGACCAAAAAGAGCAAACAUGCGCCGCGAGGCACACAUUUGUGGGAGUUUAUCCGUGACAUUCUCAUCCACCCGGAGAAGAACCAGGGCCUGAUGAAGUGGGAGGACCGGCGCGACGGCGUCUUCAAGUUCCUCAAGUCCGAGGCCGUGGCCCAGCUAUGGGGCCAGAAGAAGAAGAACAGCAGCAUGACCUACGAGAAGCUCAGCCGUGCCAUGAGGUACUACUACAAGAGAGAGAUCCUGGAACGUGUGGAUGGGCGCCGGCUCGUCUACAAGUUUGGGAAGAACGCCAGCGGCUGGAAGCUGGAGGAAGUGAGCCUGGGAAUGUGAAGUGUCAACAGGCGGGGUGGAGUGGAUGAGAGGGGGAGAGGGUCAGGUAGCAGGGGGGAUGAUGACUGUCUGACACUUUUGGGAAAAGAGGUGUCCUCUGACACCCCUCUCUGCAAAGGGGACAAAAGACUGAAACUCAAAAAAAAGUCCACCCAAAUCCAUCUCCUCCCACCUCCAGGAUACAAAAGACACAAAAUUCUCACGUCCAAGAAUGUGAGAAGUGGUGUUGCAGACAAUGUAAGCCAAUGUUUUUUUGGCUCAAGUAGGUUUUAUGAACCAAUAAUGUUGUGUGAGUGUAUGUGUGUAUGAGUACUGUACAUAUACUCUUUUCCCAUGUUCAUGUUCCCUAAGGUGGAUGGAAGCAUGGUUAGUUGUCCGAUUAUUUGUCAGGUAUUGCUAUUGACAGGCCUUGCAUGUCUAGGUGCUCCUCUCGACUCUGUCACUUUGUGUUUAAUCUGAGGGAUUUCAGGAAUGGAUUUUAGUCAUCCAUCUCUAAAACCUCAGUGCUGAUAAGAGAGGCAUUUGGACUUGGUUUGAAAUACUUUACCUUUUUUUAAGUCCUGUUUGAAGCACUACCUGUAUAUAUUUACCUGUAUGACUUUAUGGUGAUGGUUUUUGAACAGGGACUACUGUUUCAUGCACUAUUGUUAUAACGUGUAGAGAGUCCAGAGUUGCCAUCUUUCAUGCCUAAUCUGGAGUAAGGCAGAGGACCAAAGCCUUAACAUCACAUUGCCUACUGAAAUUGUUUUACCAAGUUCAGUUUUUAGACAGCUUUAGAAUUCAUGUGAAUGAUUAGGUCUAGGCAAAAGAGUUGGCAACUCAGGGAGCCUGGUUUGAGAUAAACACUAGGAUGAGUGAAUAGCGGAGAUGAAAGUACUGAGACAAGCAAGAGAGAAAUGAAGAGAUGAAACACUCAGGGUGAGAGAAUAACUGUGAAUAGUCAUAUGAUGUAUGACAUCUCUGUUUUACUUUAAAUAUGCAUAUUUGUAAGCUCACCUUUAUAAAUCAACAACAAAUUAAAACUUGGCUAUAGAUGAUUACUGCUUUUUAUAUCAAAAUCAUUCAAUAGCUUGUCUUGUAUGAGAGUUAAAUCUCAAAUGUGUAUCAUUUACAGUUUCUGUAUGAUGUACUUACUUUAAUGUAUGGCAUAUUGUUUUUUGUACAUGUCUUUGCUAAAUAAAGUUAAUGACAACAAGA
Messenger RNA from Alosa sapidissima (American shad), 2565 nucleotides. RefSeq names its product E74-like factor 3 (ets domain transcription factor, epithelial-specific) (gene elf3). The record is from RefSeq and is a predicted model, not a curated record. The transcript has 9 exons. Gene Ontology annotation, molecular function: sequence-specific DNA binding; DNA-binding transcription factor activity, RNA polymerase II-specific. Lineage: Eukaryota; Metazoa; Chordata; Actinopteri; Clupeiformes; Clupeidae. Gene Ontology annotation, cellular component: nucleus. Gene Ontology annotation, biological process: cell differentiation; regulation of transcription by RNA polymerase II. Bases 211 to 1368 code for a protein of 385 amino acids.